This is a messenger RNA of Zingiber officinale, 1789 nucleotides long. RefSeq names its product zinc finger-containing ubiquitin peptidase 1-like. The record is from RefSeq and is a predicted model, not a curated record. The transcript is spliced from 7 exons. The coding region runs from base 296 to 1543 and encodes 415 amino acids. NCBI's taxonomy places the organism in Eukaryota, Viridiplantae, Streptophyta, Magnoliopsida, Zingiberales, Zingiberaceae.
UUGUUUGGUCGAGUGGAGCGUAAGAAGGCGACAUUUGUGCCCUUUUUUUCUCUCUUGCAUAUCAGGAAGCGCAGCGGUGAGCGGGAGAGCUCCUCCUCUUCCGCUGCUUCUGCGAGAGUCGAUACCCCGGAGAGAAGCCGCGAUUUGGGCGAGGAAAAGAGCUAAGUGGAGGAGAACAACGAUGAAGUCGCCAGAGACGAGGAAGAGGAAGCCGUCGCCGCUGCGGCUCGCCGCUGAUUCCUCUUAAGGAUCAGCUCGAGAAGGAGAAGUAUUUAUUGCAGGCGGUCAUUAAAGGAUGCUAUCCUCUUGCCCUUUUUGUCAUAUAAUCCUUCCUUCGAGUCAGUUGGAAUGGCAUGCAAACACUCAUUUUGCUAGGGAUGAACUGGAAAGAGACAUGGAAUUGGCUAUGCAAAUUUCUCUGCUACCACAGAGUCUUGAGGCUAUGGAUAAUCCAACAGACUGUUUAAAGCCAGUCGGUCACUUAGGAAGAUAUCCUUGUAAUUCAGACUUCAAUAACGAUGAGCUGAAUUCUAAGGAUGGUCUUGAACAAGAAAUAUCUUUGUCGGUCAGUUUACAAAGUAAAAGUACCUUAUACAAUGUUGAAGGUGAUCUUAUGUCCUUGCUUAAGAAGUGCUUGGAAUCAGAAAAUGGAAACUCAGUAAGUAUCAUUUCAGGCUAUAUCGAUCACUAUCAGACUAUUGAGUCUGAAGAUAUUGGAUGGGGCUGUGGGUGGAGAAAUAUUCAAAUGUUAAGUUCUCAUUUAUUGGCAGAAAGAUCAGAUGCAAGAGAUGUCAUGUUUGGUCAUUCAGGAUUUGUUCCUGAUAUUCCAUCACUUCAGAGGUGGUUAGAAAUUGCUUGGAAAAGAGGUUUUGAUUUUUAUGGGUCUAACUUCUUCAAUCAAAAGAUAUAUGGCUCCAGAAAAUGGAUAGGGGCAACUGAAUGUGCUACAAUUUUACGUUCUUUUGGACUUAAAGCAAGGAUUGUGGAUUUUGAUGGUGUAAAUUCUAGGAAGCAACAAAAUACUGGGAAUUCUAAAUGCAAAAUGGAUGUAAAUCAGGUAUAUGGACCAAUGGAUAAGUUUUUGAAAGGCCCAAAACAUGAAGCAGGUCCUUCAUCUUCUAGUAAAUAUUCAGAACCGAAAAUACAUGGUCCUGAAGUCCUUCUUGUUUGGGUGUGGAAGUAUUUCAACUGUGAAUUUGGCAGUAGAUUGGGAAGUUCUAAUUCUGUACUCGUCAGUAAGAAAACGCCCCUGUACUUCCAGCAUGAUGGACAUUCAAGAACCAUAGUAGGAAUUCAAAUGCAGAAAGCAAAAUCUUCAUCAGCACGCUCUUACUCGUUGUUGAUCCUAGAUCCUGCCCAUAGAACGGCUGCCCUUAAAGGGUCCCUUAACAGUAACAAUGGCUGGCAAAGGAUGAUCAAAAGAGGAGCCCACACACUUAAAAAAUCACAGUAUCAGUUGUGUUAUGUUGAUCCGGGUAUCGCUGCUGUUGGAGAGGAGAUGGAACAACUGAAGUACAUUGACAGCAUAUUGGUUGAACUAUAGAAACCAGCAAGUAACGCUUUACUUGUUUGCAAGCCCCUCUUGACAAUUAUCAGAGAACUAAUUGUAAGUUUUAUUUAGCCAUGUUGGUUUCAUAACUAAGAAAUUUCUUGGCAAUCUGCAUAUAUUCAUAUUAUGUGCUUAACUUAUACUUUUAGAUAGAGAUGAAAAUAGGGGCCUGAACGGAUUGAGUCUCUUUGCGAGCUUUUCAAACUAGCUCAAAAAAUAAUCAAUUCAUAUUUAAAAUUA